AUGAGUCCGUUGUCGACGACUAUCACGGGACGAAGGUUCCCGAUCCAUACCGAUAGGGAGAAGCUGAAGGAUCGACUGACGGAACUCUUAGAUUCUCCCGAGUACGGUUGUCCGUUCAAGUAUGGCAGCAACUACUUCUACUUUCACAAUACUGGGCUCCAAGCACAUAGUGUUCUCUACAUGCAGAAAUCGCUAGAAGACGAAGCCGAGAUACUGCUGGAUCCGAACACGUGGAGCCACGACGGGACUGUAUCUCUUGGCACGUACGCUUUUAGCGAGGACGGCGAGUACCUGGCGUACGCCGUGAGCCAGAGCGGCAGCGAUUGGAACGCCAUCAAGGUGCUGCGCGUGGGGACCAAGGAGAACGAGUCGGACGAGCUUAAGAAUGUGAAUCACACGUCCAUCGCGUGGACGCACGACAGCAGGGGCUUCUUCUACAGCCGAUACGACGGUACAGUGCAUUGCUCAUGCUCAAUUCAAUACGUUUACCUCAUUAUAAGCACAUGGGCCAACUGCGACCACGCCAACCUUGUCCACGUCAUCAACCUCCACCAGCUGCCACCUGGACGGCUUGAUGGUGCUUCAGUGCACACCGUGUCUGCACCUGCUGGGAACGAUAAGAAGGAUGCGAGCAAUGAGAAUGAUGAGACUGUGGUUUUUAAAAGAGAUGAUGAGGAUGGUGGGAAUGGUGGGGAUGGUGGUCCUGUGCGCCUGCCUGCCAUCACCCUCAGAAGCCGCUUUGACGGCAUGUUCAGCUAUGUGACCAAUGACGGCUCUGCGUUCACCUUCCACACCAAUAAGGAUGCCCCACGUGGCAAGGUGCGAGGUCCUCUAAGCCAGUCCCACCCCCUUCUCUCUCCUCCCUUACAGAUCCGCUCACUCGUUGACGGCUCGCUCCUCUCCACCGUGCCUCUCCGCAUGGGCGCCGUCUCCUCCUCCUCCGGCCGUCGCAGCGACAGCGAGGCUUUCUUCUCCUUUGAGAGCUUCCUCUCUCCGCGCACUGUGUACCGCUGCGACCUCACAACCCCUCAACCUGAGCCGGAGGUGCGAGCUUGCCUUGCUAACCGUUUCCUCGAUGAUUUCGUGCCUGAUUCGUGUAUGCUUCAUGUGCCUCUGCCGUCACCUCCCCAGGUGUAUCGCCAGCUGACUGUCCCCGGCUUCGACCCCUCACUGUUUGAGGCGCAGCAGAAAGUGUUUGUGCCCAGCACCGGACGCCAAGCACUGAUGGCACCACGUGUGUGUACUUUCAUUACAUUUAUGCUUCAUGCGCCUCUGCUGUCACCUCCCCAGGUGUAUCGCCAGCUGACUGUCCCCGGCUUCGACCCCUCACUGUUCGAGACACAGCAAGUGUUUGUUCCCAGCACCGAUGGCACCAGGAUCCCCAUGUUUGUGGUGUGCCGUAAAGACCUGCCCCGCACGGCCGACCACUUCACGCUCCUCUAUGGCUACGGAGGCUUCAACAUCUGCAUCAAGCCAUCCUUCAGCGUGUCCCGAGUGCUGCUGAUGCGGCACUACGGUGCAGUGGUGGCAGUGGCAAAUAUUCGGGGUGGGGCCGAGUAUGGGGAGAGGUGGCACAAGGGAGGAGCAUUGGGCAACAAGCAGCAGUGCUUUGAUGACUUCUAUAGCUGUGCGGAGCAUCUGAUCAGCGAGGGCUACACAUCGCCAUCGAAGCUGGUGAUAGAGGGUGGCAGCAAUGGGGGGCUUCUCGUCAGCGCUGCUGUCAACCAGCGUCCACACCUCUUCGCAUGCGCCUUAGCGCAUGUGGCACUGACAGACAUGCUGCGAUUUCACGAGUUCACCAUCGGCCAUGCAUGGACCUCCGAUCGCCUUCCACCACUUCACCAUCGGCCAUGCGUGGACCUCCGAGUAUGGCUGCUCCAGCGACCCACACCAGUUCAAAUGGCUCCUCAGGUAUGCCUUCCUUUCGCAUCCAUUCAGCAUCACAUAUUGUUUCUCAGUAAGUCGCCUUCCUUCCACCGCGUCACCAUCGGCCGUGCAUGGACCUCUGAUGAUGGUUGCUCCAAUGACAUUCGUGCCUCAUCUCAACUGGCUCGUCAGGUAUGCCUCUGCAUCGCAUAG
This is a messenger RNA of Closterium sp. Yama58-4, 2079 nucleotides long. The record is from the annotation of a GenBank genome assembly. Lineage: Eukaryota; Viridiplantae; Streptophyta; Zygnematophyceae; Desmidiales; Closteriaceae.